AUGGAGUCAGCAACGCCGCUUUCACACGAGAUGCAGAUUUUGGAUGGACUAAUCGAGCCACAUCUUCAGUCUCUGGAAGAGAAAAGUCACUGGCCAACAUGGGCGAUGAUUCUCGUUGUUGUAUGCAUCAUCUUGUCUCUUCUGGCAUUCUUCCUCGGAAAUUUUAUCACAAAGAAAACCACCUCAGUCAGAAACAAAAGCAGCACUCGCCCAGACGGAAAAGAGCGCGAGCGAAAAUGGGGAGCAGGAUUUUCCGGUGGAUUGUGGGCUGCCGCCUAA
This is a messenger RNA of Caenorhabditis briggsae, 279 nucleotides long. The record is from RefSeq and is a predicted model, not a curated record. Bases 1 to 279 code for a protein of 92 amino acids. The transcript is spliced from 3 exons. NCBI's taxonomy places the organism in Eukaryota, Metazoa, Nematoda, Chromadorea, Rhabditida, Rhabditidae.